Messenger RNA from Amoebophrya sp. A25, 3537 nucleotides. The record is from the annotation of a GenBank genome assembly. NCBI's taxonomy places the organism in Eukaryota, Dinophyceae, Syndiniales, Amoebophryaceae.
AGCAUAAUCGUCGAUGUGAGUGUGUCUUGUUAUACAUCUUCCCCGUCACUUCCUUUUUGCGUGUUGGUUCUUUGAGGUCCCGGUCCUCAUUUAAAAGUCAAGAAACAUUCUCGUUCUUCUCGUCUUCUUUGGUGUUCUGUUUAUUCAUCAUUCUUUCGUGUUGUGUGUUUUCGGAUAUUGUAGAAACAGCUCAGGUUAAGUUUUUCCUGAGUUCAAGUCGUCACCGAAGCGUCCUCGCUUCGGCUCAUGAUUUGUGUCUAGUAUGUCAUAAUCUGCGUUUUUUUUUUAUCGUUAUAUUGAUUAUCAUCCAAAUCCACUUCUACUAUAACUAUUGCUAUUCAUCAUAUUAUAUAUUUGAAGAUUCCAUUCCGUGCAUUAGUCACAGGCCAGAUAUCCGAAACAUGACGCUCAUGCGAUUAAAGGUGCGACGUUGUUUUCGAUCUCUCGUUCUUCACUGACGGGUAUGCAUCUUUGAACAAGAAGACUUGUUGUUCGAACCUGACAUCUGCCUGCUAUGAAGGCGACCGCCCGUACUGGAGCCAGCGUGGCGCCUAAAAGUCAAGAAGACCGCGCGAAGAGCGGCGCGGAUGCAAAAACAGCUGCUCCAGGCAGCAAGACGCCGGCCGCAGCGCAUAGAAGCAAGUCUGCUUCCACUAGCAAGGCGCCUGCCGCGACGUCUUCAACGGCCAACAAGGCUCCUGGGAUUAUCAAAAAAGCUCCGGUCGUAAUUGGCAAGCCACCACCGUCUGCAAGUACUAUCAACAACCCUGUUUCGACUACGACCAACACCACUUCGAGCCGCGCGCCGGCUACCGUAGCAACUUCCAUUCAUAGCGGCACGGGAGCACGAGGACCGGAAAGGGUCGUGGGAGAUGGCAACAAAAGCGCAGGUGGAGAUGUUCAACACGACGCAGAGGUUGCUGCCUCGUCUAGGGCAAGUUCGUCCACAUCUACCGCCGCAAGCCUCCGUGAGACAGACAUGGUUGCAUCAGCAAGUCGGAUGCAUCAGCAAGUAGAAUCAGCAAGUAGGACACUGCACGACAACAUGUUGGUAGAAGAUGAAGGGCCUACGAGUGGUAUCCGAGCUCGAGCGCGCGGCAGCAGGCCGCAUAACACUCCCGAAAAUGAACUAGAGGAAGAGGAUCCGACGAGGCAAGGGUAUCUUAGCGGUAGUGGAGAUGAGAGCUUUACAGAUCUAAUUCGUACAUCCGUAGCGCAGUAUUAUGGGGAGGGUGGGUCUCGAAUGGCCGUGGAAGAGGAGGAUGAUUUUUUAGAGAACAAAAAUUUGGAAAACGAGAUCGCCGCACGAGGCGGGGAAAUGGAUGAGGGAAGUCGAAGUUCUUCAGGCGAGGAGGGUUCCCCGAUAAAUAGGUCUCCAUCGAGAGACAGCGCGGCGAUGCGAGACUGGCAAGGCCGGCUAUCAAAAUUAGAUAUCGUUGCGGUCGUCUACUUUUUUCUGCUCUACCUUGCUUUCGCCGCAAUCUGCAGCUACGUCGGUUCCAGCGCAUCAGAGGUACACCUUCCUGUUAGUGCUGAAGAUGUUACACACCAGGGACACUAUUUGAUGAGGGGUGAAAUAACAACUGCGGCUGGUACAACUUCUGCGGAAGAAGGUGCCGAAAACGUUGAUGCACAACUUCAAGUCACAAGCACAAGUAGUACAGCUUUGGAGGACAUAUCCGACAGAAAUACCCGUUUCGGAGGUCCUGAUUUCAAUGUAGACGUAGAGGAUCAUAGCGAUAGCCGACGUACAACUAGCAUUAGCAUAGCAGCUCCAACACGCAUUCCUUUUCGCAAGCUCUACGACGCGAAGAAAGCGCACAUAUUUCACUUAGUACUAGAAACCCUUUUUCGUGCUGGAGGAUUCUUCCUUGUUUUCGCUGCUGAACUGCGAACGAAGUUGAGACUGCCGCCUCCCAUGGUCGGUAGCCACGAGUAUCGCUGUAAGAUGUACAUGGGUCGCAUGGUGUACCUCACAAAGCACGGCAACGCGUUUGUCGCUUACCACUACAUGCUGGGGAUGAUUCGAGCUGCAACGGAGAUAGCCCUAUUAACUGAACGAGGAGAAGGAGGUGCAGCAGGAAGCGUAAAGACCACGUCAUCACCAGAUGGUCCAAUGUUUUCCAGUGGUCGAGUAGGUGGUCAAGAACAAGACUCUCCGCUAUAUGGUAGUUACGAGGAUAUGGCGUCCUCUGCUCAACGUUUUGUUUUAGAAGUUGCUAGGACGAUCUUUUCUUCGCGACCCAGUUUGGACUUAACUUGCAGUACAACUAGUACUAGUGGUAGUACACCGAGCACCUGCUCGAGCAGCAGCAGCACCUUGCAAGAAUGGCAGGCGUUAUUAGCGACCAUCACAGGAAACUGUGCACUGAUUGUUGCGGUACUCGGUAGUCAGGUGAGCAUCUUGUGGGCAGUCCUCGUCAUGCCGAGUGCGCAAAUGAAGAAGAGCAAUGAGUGGCUGUGGCGCGUCCACCGAGUGGACGGCUUCGCUAUCGACGUGAUGGGGCAUGUUCCCGGUCUGCCGCUUGCUGUAUGUGAUAUUCUUAUGCAGAGGGCCUUGGUUUUCCCGCAGUUGGGAUACAAUGCCUGGAGGCGCGCAGAAGGCCUAUCGUGGAUCAUUUUAUUCUUUCUGGCUUACUACUACUCCGUAGUGUUUUGGAAUCAAAGAAAGACAGGCGUUUUCCCCUACGAGAUCAUGUCCCAGAUCCAUCGAACACCAUUCGUGCGUCUGCGCUGUCUUCGGUGGCUCGGACUCACCGCCUUCUGUCUUGCCGGCUGUCUAUCGCUGCAAUUUUCCUACAUUGCCCUAGCCGGAAGAACUGGUGUACCGACAUCGUGGCUGAAAGCAGCAGCGAUGAGCAUAAUACAUAGCAUUGAUAGUGUAAAUUGGCUGGAUCAUUUGCAGUAGCAGUUGGAAUCGAUCCGGAACACUGCUUUAUUUUUGAUCAUCCGGAUUGUAUUUGUGCCUGUAUCUCUCCGGUUCCAAGCUAGUACAGAAUACACGAAGCAUUACGACGUACUUACUAGCUUAAUGGAAAGUUGUACAUGGUAGUUACACAAUGAUCACUGAUGAAUAACCCUACUCUUACUCUUACCCACAUCACUGGUGACUCAUUGAAAAGAACACAGGGUGCUUACGUGUAGGGGCUUUGUUCUUUUUUUUUGGUACCGCAUAGCCAAAGAGGAAUUCAAAAAAGCAUUGUAAAAGAAGGUCAACAUCUUUACACAUGUCACUAUUGUGCAGCAUUGGUAUUUAUGUAUGAUAUCGUUAAGAGGCCCAGAAGAUUCAUUUUCCUAUACAUCAACAUACGCCACAACAUACUUACAACUCAUAUGCUGCUCGUUUCCCCCUGCAUGAUGCAAAGGAACUGUACAGCUUCCGCAUGAAACUGACAUGGGAACAAUUUGGUUUUGUUCGUUCACCGGUUAUUGUGGUGUGAACAGAGAUGAAGUUGUAAAUGAAUGUAGCUGUGACAUACGGGUGACUGAACCAAAGUAAUCUGAAAAUAUCCACUUUGAGCUCUACCCCUCUGCCCA